AUGUCCGCGCUCUUCACCGUCCCGAUCGUCUCGACUGGUGGCUCCAUCGUAUGCACCAAUCCAUCAGACCAGAAGAAUAUCUACCUGCUGACCUUCACUUCACCCGCGGAUAACCGAAUGACCCCGACAUUCAUCGAUGCGCUUAUCCUGGCUCUGGAUAUUAUUGAACAACGGUAUCCGAAGGGGGUGGUGGUGACAACCAGCGGGAUUACCAAGUUCUACAGCAAUGGUCUAGAUCUCGAGCUUGCUGUCAGCACGGAAGGGUUCCUAGACAAAUGGUUAUGGCGCCUUUUCAGACGAUUUUUAACGUACCCCAUGCCAACUGUAUGUCUGCUCAACGGACACGCCUUUGCGGGCGGAUUCAUGUUGGCCAUGUACCACGAUUAUCGCGUUCAAAAUCCAGCAAAGGGAUUCCUUUGUGUGAAUGAGUUGGAAUUUGGCGUACCGCUUCAGACACCCAUGAUGUCAAUUUUUCGGGAAAAGUUGACCCCUAGCACAUUCCGGAAUGUUGUCUUGGAGGCUCAUCGUUUUGGAGGCAAGGAUUCACUGCAAGCUGGCAUUGUUGACGGUUUGGGUGGAUUAGAUGAGGUUCUUGGGUUGAUUCGCGACCGAAAACUUCUCACUAAGGCUUCCACUGGUAUAUAUGGUACCAUGAAAGAGGAAAUGUAUUCCCAGAUAUUAAAUGGUCUGGAUGAUCAUGCGGGGAAUCUAGCCUGGCGGGAGAAGGUGGAACAAAAGAAAGGUGAUUUGCAAACUCAGAGUCUACAAGAUGUAGAGGAAUGGGAGAAGAGCAAGGCCAAACUUUGA
Messenger RNA from Penicillium malachiteum, 807 nucleotides. RefSeq names its product enoyl-CoA hydratase/isomerase family protein. Gene Ontology annotation, cellular component: peroxisome. The transcript has 2 exons. Gene Ontology annotation, biological process: fatty acid beta-oxidation. Lineage: Eukaryota; Fungi; Ascomycota; Eurotiomycetes; Eurotiales; Aspergillaceae. The coding region runs from base 1 to 807 and encodes 268 amino acids. The record is from RefSeq and is a predicted model, not a curated record. Gene Ontology annotation, molecular function: delta(3)-delta(2)-enoyl-CoA isomerase activity; enoyl-CoA hydratase activity.